This is a messenger RNA of Vespa mandarinia (Asian giant hornet), 772 nucleotides long. It is a transcript of the gene Cbp20, whose product is annotated as cap binding protein 20. Gene Ontology annotation, molecular function: RNA cap binding. Gene Ontology annotation, cellular component: nuclear cap binding complex. Lineage: Eukaryota; Metazoa; Arthropoda; Insecta; Hymenoptera; Vespidae. The record is from RefSeq and is a predicted model, not a curated record. Gene Ontology annotation, biological process: mRNA cis splicing, via spliceosome.
AUUUUGUAAUUCUGAAAGGUGGUAUCACUAAUUUGACACUUCUAAUUUGACGCUUCUGCGUUCUCUGAAGAGAUUGUUGAAUAAUUUGUGAAUGUGUUUCAAAAAUUUACUGCAAUAAUAUACUGAACUUUAUGGUAAAUAUAAUGGCUGUAGUGAAAUUAAAUGCAUCUACUUCACCUUCCAUUGAAUUAAGUUCGUACAGAGAUCAACAUUUUAAGGGAUCUAGAGCAGAGCAAGAUAGACUUCUUAGAAAUUCUUCUACCUUAUAUGUUGGUAACCUCUCUUUUUAUACUACAGAAGAACAAAUAUAUGAAUUGUUUUCCAAAUGUGGAGAUAUCAGACGUAUUAUUAUGGGAUUAGAUAAAUAUAAAAAAACUCCAUGUGGUUUUUGUUUCGUCGAAUAUUAUCAAAGAUCAGACGCAGAAAAUUGUAUGCGAUAUAUUAAUGGUACACGUCUUGACGAUAGAAUUAUUCGAACAGACUGGGAUGCUGGAUUUAUAGAAGGUAGACAAUAUGGACGUGGAAAGACAGGAGGACAAGUAAGAGACGAGUAUAGAUCUGAUUUUGAUACCGGAAGAGGAGGUUAUGGUAAGAUAAUUCAACAAAAAGUAACACCUCUCUCGGAUGGUAAUUUUGGACGGUGAAAUAAAAAUAGUCAGCAUUAUUCUAAGCUGUAUUUAUCUUUGUUCAUGAUCAGAUCCAAAAUACAUAUAAAAUAUAUUUAUAAAGAUUUAUCUUUAUAAUUGGUUACUUUUUUUUUUUAUUGAUUACU